Nannizzia gypsea CBS 118893 is the source of this 705-nucleotide messenger RNA. RefSeq lists its product as hypothetical. The transcript is spliced from 3 exons. Lineage: Eukaryota; Fungi; Ascomycota; Eurotiomycetes; Onygenales; Arthrodermataceae. The record is from RefSeq and is a predicted model, not a curated record. The coding region runs from base 1 to 705 and encodes 234 amino acids.
AUGUCGAAUGUAGCUGCGACAAACGAGGCACAUUUUAAUGCCUCUGCUUCAACAUAUGAAAGCCGUUUUGCAGAGGCCCUUCGAAUUAUCGGCAAUGAGGUUGGAGAACGUUCUGGAUGGAUUUGCCCUCGAUGGGCCGAUAUGACCGGCAAUGCCAAAUCGUUCAGGAUGCUUGAUUACGCAUGCGGUGCAGGGUCCAUGACUCGAGCAUUACUGUCUCAUGUUUCAGAGGUCAUUGGAAUCGAUAUCUCCCAAAACAUGGUUGAAGAAUAUAACAAGAACAUUACUGCUCUGGGGUUACCAGCAGACAAAAUGUUUGCUAAGAAGGGAAACCUGUUGUCAGAGAAGCCCUCGGAGGAAUUCUCAGAGCCGGAGUAUUUCAAUUUCGAUCUCGUCAUCAUCGGCUUUGCUCUUCAUCACUUUGAGUCCCCAGCCUUUGCAAUGAAGAGGCUUGUUGAGAGACUGGCGCCUGGGGGAAUUUUGGUUGUGUUGGACUUCACCGAACACACCCUCAAAGUCGAAGAAGGGGUCACAGCAUCUGGCUUUGGCCCUGGCUUAAGACGGCAGUUUGAGGACGCUGGCGUAGGAGACGAGUUUGAUUAUGUGAUACCAGAUAGGGGAGUGAUGCACGGAAAGCCCCCCAAGGAGUUGCGGUAUUUUCUCGCUCGUGGAGAACGACCGAAGAGCACCACACUACAGAGCUAG